UCGGCUAUCGCCAAGCGCCAGAGGAGACACUGACGGCAGCCACGUAAGCCAAGACACAUGUGCUAGUCAAGACAACAAGAUGAUCGCACUCGGAGACAGGGUGGAGAGUCCCCCUGUGAAACCGUCAAACAAAAUCACCCUUCCUCCCGACAGGGUAUCAAAAAGAAAAAGGAAGAAAAGGAGAUGGAAACACAAAAGGAUAGAGGUCAGCAAAAUCUUUGACAAAGCAGCAGGUGGUAUCAAUCUAGUUCCCAACAAAUCAAAAGAAAAAAUACAUAUUAUGCGGGGAAAGGAUGGGCGGGUAGUGGGCUGGUAUUUUUUUUUCGGGGGUUUUUUUCGGUUUUUCUUAUCGCUUUUGUUUGCUCUUGACUGUGUCAGAGUUAUAUCCAGUUGAAAGAGUAGUUGUAAUCCGUCACCGGGUAUUAUUGCUGGUCCCACCAUCUUUCAAACUGGACGACACACGCCUGAUGGCGAGUUUGUUCAUGCGGCGGCCUGGACGGGAGUGGAAGCGGAGGCAACGUUCACGGGCUCGACGGGCUCGGCACGGUCUCCGGGGCAUCCUUGGAGAUCGGCUCAGGCUUGG
Molecule: messenger RNA, 583 nt
Organism: Penicilliopsis zonata CBS 506.65
Lineage: Eukaryota; Fungi; Ascomycota; Eurotiomycetes; Eurotiales; Aspergillaceae
Exons: 3
Coding region: 80-394 (104 amino acids)
Source: RefSeq, a predicted model, not a curated record